UUUACCCUUGGAAUUACUCUAACAAUCCUUUUAUUCUCGUUAAUUUCACCUAUUGAUGCACUUUCACCACCUCCAUCUUCUGACUUCUGUAAAAACCUAACAGGAGUUCCUGAAUUAAAUGGUACUCAAAUUCCCUCUGGCUUUUGCUCAAGUCAAAUAAUGGGACAGAUCCCAUCGGAUGAUCAUAUACCUAGCACUUUAAUCCUUGCGCCUUCAAACGAAGCAGGCAUUUCAGUUAACCAAACUUUCAAUGUCACAGUUAAAAUUACUAAUCUUGAAACAGGACAUUUUAGCGAUCCGAAGACAGAAUACUAUCUUGAGCCACAAACACUUAAUGAAGAUGGGGUUGUUUUAGGGCAUUCUCAUAUCGUCAUCCAGCUUUUGACUUCAGAAACUGAUGUUCCGAAUUCUAAAACCUUUGUCUUUUUUGAAGGUUUAAAUGAUGCUUUUACCGAUGGCGUGUUCACUCAGGAAGUUUCCGGCGGAUUACCUGCCGGUAGAUAUAGAAUUUGUACCUUGUCUUCAACAUUCACCCAUCAGCCAGUCAUUAUGCCAGUUGCUAAACGCGGUGCUCAAGAUGAUUGUAUUCGUAUUACUGUGAGCUAA
This is a messenger RNA of Racocetra fulgida, 606 nucleotides long. NCBI's taxonomy places the organism in Eukaryota, Fungi, Glomeromycota, Glomeromycetes, Diversisporales, Gigasporaceae. The record is from the annotation of a GenBank genome assembly.